Molecule: messenger RNA, 1406 nt
Organism: Drosophila rhopaloa
Lineage: Eukaryota; Metazoa; Arthropoda; Insecta; Diptera; Drosophilidae
Gene: sturkopf
Product: lipid droplet-associated hydrolase
Exons: 2
Coding region: 300-1223 (307 amino acids)
Biological process (GO): lipid storage
Cellular component (GO): lipid droplet
Molecular function (GO): lipase activity
Source: RefSeq, a predicted model, not a curated record
UGGUUCUCGUAUCAGCCGUUUUUUACUAACCGCCUCCACUGAACUUCUGACCUUUGUCCAUUUUGGCUCGAAAGAUUAGGCCGUAUCAUAUUAGUGUUUAUCAGGGCUAUCAACACUGGAUAUACCGCGCAAAUCCAAUAGAUUUAAAAGUGGCCAAAGGCUGCGCCUGUGGUGAUUGAACAAAGGAAAAACCGGUUGCCACGGGAAUCGGAAAACACAUCGCGUGUGAAAAGAGUUGGAUCAGCACAGGUGCCGAUUGAUUUUCACCGAAUAUUGCCACGCCAACAGCAGCGGAAAAUAUGCAGGAGGCCUACGUCAACAUCAACUCUAUUCCCACCCACAUCUUCACCUGGGGCAGGUGGAUAGAGGAGACCAUACCCGAGAAGGAGAUCGUUAUUUGCAUAACCGGUAAUCCCGGAUUACCUGGUUUCUACACAGAGUUUGCAGGCACUUUGCAGAAGGAACUGGGCGAUCUUCCAGUUUGGGUGAUAGGUCAUGCUGGUCACGAUGAUCCCCCAGAGGCCAGUAUUCGGGAGGUACCCCAACUUAGCGGCAACGAGGAGCUCUUUAAUUUAGAUGGCCAAAUCAAACACAAAGUAGCCUUUAUCGAGAAGUAUGUGCCAAAUGGUGUGAAAAUCCACUUGAUUGGGCACUCCAUCGGAGCCUGGAUGAUACUGCAACUGCUGGAGAACGAGCGGAUACGGAACCGCGUUCAAAAGUGCUACAUGCUGUUCCCCACUGUUGAGCGGAUGAUGGAGUCGCCUAAUGGUUGGGUCUUUACCAAGGUUGCCAUGCCCCUUUACUCGGUUUUUGGCUACAUCUUCUUCAGCUUUUUUAACUUUCUGCCUGUUUGGCUGCGCCUGAUGCUGAUACAGAUAUACUUCCUGAUCUUCUCCAUUCCACGGCAGUACCUCGGCACCGCACUGAAGUACUCCAAGCCCUCUGUUGCAGAAAAGGUUGUUUUUCUGGCUGACGACGAGAUGGCCAGAGUUCGCGGCAUCCAAAGGGAGAUUGUGGAGCAGAACCUAGACAUUCUGAAAUUCUACUACGGCACCACCGAUGGCUGGGUACCCGUCUCCUAUUACGACCAGCUCAAAAAGGAUUAUCCUAAGGUGGAUGCUCAACUGGACACCAAAAAGAUCGCCCACGCCUUCGUCCUGCGACAUUCGAAGCCCAUGGCGGGAAUCGUGAGGGACAUGAUCCAGCAGCAUCGACGGGGAUGAGGUCAAAAAUUUCCCUAGCCCAGACUAUCAGCCCUGUCCAGAUAGACUUGGAAUCAGGAUAGGGGAUGAACGAACCAAUAGCAAUUCCUCCACUGCCUUUGUGUGGCAAUUAGUUUGUUUUUAUUAGUAUCUUUUGAAGCUCUCGAAGAAAACUCUAAAUAUAGUCAAAAGUGAUUUAACCUG